GCUACUCAAAUCACCAGCCGUCCAAAAAUUGCGCUCAAUUCGGAUUUGCUUCUAUUCGCCAGAGCAGCUGAUGUGAAAGAAAAUGGUGUUGUCGAAGUCCCAGGUUGCGCAAUCACACUCCUAGAUGAAGCAUGUAUGGAUCGGCCACUGCCUGGCAGCAAAAUUUCUGUGUUGUAUUACCAGCAGUACACCGAUCGAAGUCGUGGCAUUGGCAUCUUUGCCACCACUGAUAAAACUAUUGUUGAUGGCAUUCAAGACGGUUAUUUUGCAACCAAGUCUGCAAUUAAAACAGAAUCCGAUUCUGAGGCAAUGGGAGAAGAGGAUGUGGAGGAAGAGGAAGUAUUCUGUGAUGCGGUUGAUGAUUUGAGCAAGAUGCUGCCAGAAUUGUUGUCGCCGCAAGUAAGUGAUUAG
Messenger RNA from Gongylonema pulchrum, 411 nucleotides. Lineage: Eukaryota; Metazoa; Nematoda; Chromadorea; Rhabditida; Gongylonematidae. The record is from the annotation of a GenBank genome assembly.